Messenger RNA from Linum trigynum, 3140 nucleotides. The record is from the annotation of a GenBank genome assembly. Lineage: Eukaryota; Viridiplantae; Streptophyta; Magnoliopsida; Malpighiales; Linaceae.
AAUCUAACAAGAUCGAUUUUGACUAUUUUUUAUUGUUCAGAAUUUUUAUUCAUAUUUUAUAUUAUAAGUCCUUUAUAGUCAUUUUACAUAACCUCUCAUAUUAAAAAGCACUUGUAAUAGUUUUACAACCAAACACUCAAGUGAUUUUUUUUAAAGUAUUUAUCUCAAAAUUUCAGCCCGAAGUUGCUUUUCAAAAGCGGGCCAAACUUAAAUUAAAAAAGCGGAACGACGGCACGCUCACCACCAAAUAUUACCCCCCCUCCCACCCCGCGAUUCUCUUCUCCUUGCCUCCUCCUCCCGGCCGCCUUCCGAGGGCUGUGCCGGUGUGAUUCUCCAGCCGCCAGCCGACCCUUGCUUCCCGUCUCGCAAUUUGUGAAUUUCAGGUGAUUGUUUGUUCCGAUUUGAUUGCGUUUCCUUUUUUUCGAUUUCCGACGCCGCGUUUUCCCUCCAGUGCCAGGAUCCCGAGGUUUCGAUCGGCGGAAGCUCAUUCCGUCGUCGGAGUUCCGGGUUUCCUUGUUCGAUCUGCAUCAAUCUUUUGCGGAAUUUUUUCACUUAGAAUAUCCAUCGGAUUUCGGUGGACCUUUUUCUUUUUCUAGUUUUUUGCUUUCUUCCGUUACCGUGUGAUUGAAGUGUACGUACGUGGGUUUUUAACAUGAAUGCUAUGGUCAUUCUUCUUCUUCUUCUUCUUCUUCUUCUUCUUCUUCUUCUUGCCGUUUGCUUUGGGUUUGCCGUUUCUACGAAGUUAUUGCCAGAGUAUUUGAGCUGGAACGGGGUCAUGGGCGGCAGCUCAAGUGCCAGUCUAACUCCUGCUGUUUACUUUGUCUUUCUCGUUCAAUUGGCAUCGCUUUGAUCAACGCUCGAGUAAUCACCGAUUGACUGCGUCCCGUUUCAAUCACAUUUCAUACUUAACUUCUUUCUACUUCGUUUCAAUUUCAAAGCUUUAAGAUCUCCGAAAGCCAUUAGGACUCGGCAUUUAUGAUAGGGUCUGCUCAUUCCAUUGCAGUAAAGGGCCUUGAUAUUCAAUAUUUCGAUUUGGUGCAGAUUUUGACCAUUUUGUUCAUUGGUUGACUGAAUGAAUUGAGGGGCAGGAUUCCCUUGGAUUGAUGUAGGGAUGCAGAGAUCACGGAGGGAUUUUCUGCAAAGAAGAGCUUCUUUAGAGAAGGAUACUGGUGGGAAGAAUCGGUUGUACAAGCUUUCUUUGUCUUUGGUUCUUCUUUUGUGGGGGCUUGUUUUCCUAUCAAGUCUGUGGAUCAGCCAAAGUGAUGGAUAUAGAGAUGGAUCUACAGAAACUUCACAGGAUGUGGGAGUAUCGACUUGGACAGAAGAGAAACUUCAAAAUGGAAAGAAUUAUGAUUCAGUACAUAAAGAAGUCAGUGAGCAUUCUGACGAGACUUCAUGUACAUAUCCUGCUGCAACGAAAGAUCCGAAUGAGGUUAUUGCUGAAGGUAACAGCAAUUAUGGACUCGAUCUUCGCCAUCAGGGGGAAACCCGCGGUGGGAGACCAGGAGAUAUAGGUCCAAAGAACGAUCGCCUCUCGCGAGUUGUCACUCUUGGGCUUGAUGAAUUCAAAAGCCGUGCUUUCAGCUCCAAAACCAAAACAGGAACUGGUAAAGUUGUACACAGAAUGGAGCCGGGAGGGAAGGAGUACAACUAUGCUUCAGCUUCAAAAGGAGCAAAAGUCUUGGCCUUUAACAAGGAAGCAAAAGGGGCCUCAAACAUCCUAAUGAGAGAUAAGGAUAAGUACCUCCGCAAUCCGUGUUCUGCAGAAGAGAAGUAUGUCAUAAUCGAGCUCUCAGAAGAAACUUUAGUAGAUACUAUAGAGAUUGCGAAUUUCGAGCAUUACUCAUCGAAUCUGAAGGAUUUCGAGGUGCUUGGUAGCUUGGUUUAUCCAACUUCAGAAUGGGUGAAGCUGGGGAACUUUACAACUGCCAAUGUGAAGCAGGCGAGAAGGUUUGUGCUUCCAGAGCACAAAUGGGUGAGAUAUCUGAAAUUGAAUCUUCUGAGCCAUUAUGGAUCUGAGUUCUAUUGUACGCUUAGCCUUUUCGAGGUUUAUGGGGUUGAUGCUGUUGAGAAAAUGCUGGAGGAUUUGGUAUCAGUGCAUCAGAAGGUUUUUGUGCACGGUGAGGAGGGUACUGCUGAGCAAAAAUCAUCGGUACACUCGCAGGGGGUUGAUUAUCAUCGUCAUCAGGACACUUUUAAAGAAGAUGAGCCUGAGUUUUUGUCAGUCGAAACUCCUGAUUCGAAAACCAAAGUGGCUACUGAUACGGUCGAAGGAAUUCCUUAUCAUCAAGCUGGGAGGAGUAAUGGUGACAGCGCACUAAAAAUACUGAUGCAGAAAGCCCGUUCGCUCGACCUCAGCCUCUCCAUCUUGGAACGGUAUGUUGAGGAAGUUAACUCCAGGUAUGGCAACAUUUUCCAAGAGUUCGACAAAGAUAUAGCACAGAAAACUUUGCUUCUGGAGAAGAUCAAACACGACGUAAAGAGUCUCCAUGACAGCCAGCAACUUAUGGCUGGAGAGGUUAACGAUCUUGUUUCUUGGAAGUCUCUUCUUACAACGAAAAUGGAUCAUAUCCUGAAGGACAACCUUGAUCUCAGAACGAGGAUUGAGAAGGUUGAGGAGAAUCAAGUGUGGCUCGAGAACAAGGGUAUAGUCGUGUUCUCGGUGUGCUUGGUUUUCGGGUUGGUAGCAAUUUUGAGGGUGUUAGUAGAGAUGUUACAGAUGACGGUAUUUAGCGACAGUUUGUACUGGAAAUUUUCCAGUUUGAGCUGCUCUUCCUGGAUGGUAUUGCUCCUGAGCUGUAGCAUUAUAAUUUUGAUACUCUCGCUAUAGUUAUUUCGCACAGCAUCGGUUACAGUUUUUCUUCUGAUAUAGAGGGGUAAUAUAGAGGAGAUAGACCACACGGAAAAAGGGGCUACAGAGUAACUUCUUCAUAUUUAUCUUACAGUUAUUAUAGUGGACGCAGUUUACUUUAUCUAUGGUGAAAGUGUCAGUAUUACUGCUAGCUAGUUAAGGGCAUAGCACUAAUGAAAAAGAACUUCAGGCCAAAACACCACAGAACUAACACAAUUCCAUCAAACACAUCAAAGGGUCACAAAUGGCACACACAGUUCAUGCCAUUUCGUCUGUCUGAGUGACUUUU